Messenger RNA from Sorghum bicolor (sorghum), 1029 nucleotides. Its product is annotated as putative expansin-B14. Gene Ontology annotation, biological process: sexual reproduction. The record is from RefSeq and is a predicted model, not a curated record. The transcript has 4 exons. Gene Ontology annotation, cellular component: extracellular region. Lineage: Eukaryota; Viridiplantae; Streptophyta; Magnoliopsida; Poales; Poaceae. Bases 74 to 853 code for a protein of 259 amino acids.
CCCGCAUCUCCUAUAGUAGCCCUCCUAGCUAGAUCAUUGGAUACAUAGCCAGGCCAACAGAUCGGCUUCCGGCAUGGGUUCCAAGCAGCAGAUCGGGGUGGUCGUCGUCUUGUCAUGCUUCAUUGCCAUCAGUGCUCUCGCCUUCCGUCCCUGCGCAGCCUGGUCGGAUGCCGGCGCCACCUGGUACGGCCCUGCCAACGGCGCUGGGAGCGAUGGUGGUGCGUGUGGGUACCAGGGUGCCGUCCACCAGCCGCCCUUCUCGUCAAUGAUCACCGCCGGCAGCAAUUCCAUCUACCAGGACGGCAAGGGCUGCGGCACCUGCUACCAGGUGAAGUGCACCGGACACCAGUCGUGCUCCGGCAGCCCGGUGACAGUGGUCCUCACUGACCAGUGCCCCGGCGCGUGCCAGUCCGAGCCCGUCCACUUCGACCUCAGCGGGACGGCGUUCGGUGCCAUGGCGAAACCCGGCCAGGCCGACCAGCUCCGAAACGUCGGCCGCCUCCCAGUCCAGUACACUCGGGUGCCGUGCAACUGGAACGGCGUGGACGUGGCCUUCAGGGUGGACGCCGGCUCGAACGCCAACUACCUGGCCAUGGCCAUCGAGUACGAGGCCGGGGACGGGGACCUGCGCGCCGUGGAGCUGCAGAAUGGCGCGGCGGCGUGGGCGCCCAUGGAGCGCUCCUGGGGCGCGGUGUGGCGGUACCAGUCGUCCGGCUCCAGUCUGCAGGCGGCCCCCCUGUCUGUCCGCCUCACCUCCGGCUCCGGCAAGACCCUCGUCGCCAGCGGCGUCAUCCCCGCCGGAUGGCAGCCCGGCAACACCUACCGCUCCGUCGUCAACUUCGGAGGAAACUGACGGACGAUAUUAUAUAUAUUAAUUAAUUGUUAUACGUACUCAUGUUAUGUCUCAAAUCCAAAUAAGAUGAAGCAUGUGGCCUGCAUGCUAGAUCAUAUCUGAUCUUGUCUCUGUUGAUGCUGAUCAGCCAAUGGAUAAUUGUCGAUCGGAAGCUCAACAUAUAUAAAUAUAAUAUA